ACGGCGGUAAAGUGGACACUGGACAGCGAUUGUUAUUUAAUAUAUCUCAUUUUUUUUUCAAUUUUAUUAAAAAACUAUUGAUUUUCAUAACUGUAGUUUUCUUGUAUUAUUCAUUUUUCAAAUUUUAAAAUAAUGAGUAUUUUAAUAGAAAUUGUAGAUGUUGUAAAAAAUGGAAGUAAUAUUGAUUCCAGUUGUCAAAAAGUUAGCAAAGGUAAUCUAAAAAUAAUGAAAGAUUUAAAAUGUAUUUAAUGUAUAAUAAAAUUGUAGAUGGUAAAAAGCUGUCUAAUUGAAUUUAAAAUAUAUAUUUAUUUAAUGUAUAUUUAAAAUAAUUUAAAUAGUUAUUACUAUUUAAAUAACUUUAAACAAAUUAUUAAACAAUUAUUUUUUUUAGAAAUAUCAGAUAGAACUCUAACAUUCCUUCAAUUUAUUGAAAGUUUGGAAGAAAUUUUGACUUCUACAGACAAAGAUAUUCGCUUAAAUGGAAUUAAGGCAUUAGUAUCAGUCCUUAAACAAUUGUCUUUAGAUUUUUUUGCAUCUGAAGAAUUGGAAUACAUUAAUAAAUUUUUGUGUGAUCGUUUCAUAGAUCAUCAUUCAUUUGUACCAAUUGUUUUACAAGGAAUUGUGUAUACUGUAAUCAUCUGCUUAAUUCUAUUGCUUAUUAAAUAAAAGUAUUGUUAAAUUAUGUACAUUCCUAUAGAUACAAAUGAAAAAUUUUUCCAAAGACAUGAUUGUACGGUAUUUGAAUACACUUAUGCCUCAUUUUCAUUGUCAGUCACAACUUCAAAAUGACAGACAUACAUUUUAUCAGAUUUUACAUCAGAUUUUUUUAAAUCGACUAGAAGGUAAUUAAAUGUUUUAGUAUGUAUUAUAAUGUUUUGUAUUAUGUUGAAUAUAGUAAUAAGUUUAGGGAUCCCAUAUAUCCCGUAUUAUACAGGAUUAUACUGUAUAUGAGACAAGUGGCCUGGUGUCUGGACCAAAUGUUCUAAACAACACUUGUCCUGUAUUUUGAAUCACUCAUUCCAUAUAUGCCUUAAUGUUCCUUAUUUCAAAUUAUACAAUUCAAAUUUGUUUGAUCAAUAAUAUCUAGUUUUGUCAAAUAAUUUUAUCUGCAAAAUAUAUUUUGAUUAAAUAAAUUGGGAUUAAUUAUUAUAAUUACUAAGAUCAGAACCCCAAUUUUUUUUCAAUUCUUUUUGUUACUUUUUUCAGCUAUUAGUUGACACACCUAGGGCCUAACAGUAGACACGUCCUAUCAUGAGAUUGGGAAGGUAGUAUUACUGUAGACAGAUUAGAUUUUUGAAUAAUGAUAACAUAUUAAUAUUUUAGUUAAUUUUUAACAUUAAUUUUGAUAUAAAAGACUGCCUAAAAAGUAAACUUGAUAACUUGAGUUACGGACCAGUUUUGAGAGCCAUGUCCUUAUAUAUUAUAUCACCUCCCUCUCAAACCACAUGGUUGCAAUGUAUGUACAUUUUAAAUAUGAUUUAAAAUGUCCCAUAUUUAUAAUAAAUAAAUCUGGAAUUCCUAAAUAACUAAUAUUUUAGUAAUUAGUUAAUUAAUAGUUUUAUUUAAUGAAACUAAAUUAUUACUGAAUUAUAAACUUAGUAUAAAAAUAAAUUAUAACUUUAUUAAAAAUAAUAAGUUGUUAAUUUGAAAAAUAAAUUGGUUUUAGAUGUGCGUUUUAUGGGCCCUGAUUUUCUAUAUUUUGUGAUUUCUUCAAUGGAUGGUGAACGAGAUCCUAAUAAUUUAUUACUACUUUUUAGAAUUCUGCCUCAAUUUUUAAGAAAUUUCCCAUUAGGUCAUUUAGCUGAAGAGACUUUUGAUGUCAUUGCCUGUUAUUUUCCUAUAGAUUUCUAUGAGGUAAAUUUCUUAUUUAAUUAUAACUAAUAACAUUAAUAAUUUUAAUUGUAUUUCACAGACAGAUGAAAGUAAAAUAACUAGAGAUGAAUUAGCAUCAAAUUUGGCUCGAUGUCUUACGUGUGUAGAUGAAUUUGCAGAUUUCUGUAUUCCUUUAGCUUUACAAAAGUUAGAAGCCACGUUAAAAAUAGCCAAAUUAGAUUCAUUAUAUUUACUGGUAAGUAAAUAUAUCAUUUUAAAAUAUAUAUUUUCAAUUGACCUAAGACCUAUAAAAUUUGUUCUAAUCAAAAUAUUUUGAUUUUGUUAAACAAAUUUAUUUAAAUUAAGUAACAAAUGAUAUAAAUUGUAAUUAUAAUACAGUCUAUACACUGAGUUUCACAAAAUUCAAAUUUGAAGAUUUAUAAAUAUUACAUUUUUACAUAAAAAUAAUAAUCAGAAACAAUAACAAUCUAAACAAAAUUUGAUUUUAUAAAUUUAAUAUUCUUACAUUAAGUAAUUUUGGAUUUCACCUUUGCCUUACUGUGUGUAUUUACUAUUAAUUUAAUUUAAUGUAUUAAAAUAUAAAUUCCAUUUUUUAUAAACAUUUUUAAUAAAUUACUAUUUUCUUUAUUUAACUGUAUGGGCUUUAAACUAUAAUUAUUUAAAUAAAAAAUUAAUUCUAUUAUAUUAGAAAUUAUGUUGUGAGAACUUUGAUCCCAUCAAAAUUAAAUUACACAUAGAAGAAAUAUGGCGUAUUUUAAAAAUGUUAAUAAUGUCAGACAUUGAAGAUUCAACAGAUGAAGUUAGAGAAGCUGCAAUUGGUGUUUUGACUGGUUUAUUGUAUUCUCUAGACAUUAUUAAAGGAGAAAAUAAUCAUGAACAAUUAUCAAAUUUCUUAGAUAUUAUUCUUAAAAGUUUGUAUUUUAAAGUUUUUUAAUCUCAGAAGUUAUUAAAAUUAAGAAUCUUUCUCACAAACAUUGAAUUUUAGUGUAAAAUCAUUAAGGUUUUCAUCUAAAAAUUAUAAUUUUUUUUAUUAUGAUCACUAGCAAUGAUUUUUGAAUUAUUAAAAACUAUUUCUGAUAAAGUGAUAAGGCGUGAACUGGCUUGCGGGAUCUCAAGAAUUUUUCUUUAUAGGCCCUUUAUGUAUACACGUUUUUGGUUUUUCUUAUUUUUAAGGUACUUAUGAAUGUUUAAAAUUGAAAUCUAUUUUUUUAACUAACCAGUAGAAAAAAAUUACCCAGUAUGCGCCUGAAAGUGAUAACUUAAUAUGUUUCAAAGUAAAAUUAAUGUGAGGAAGAUACUUACAUAUGAUUAAUAAUGAGUUAAUUCAUCAUAUUUUUAUUUUUUGUAGGUUCUCAUAGAUUUUUGUUAGAUACUCAAGCAACUCUAUUUAUACCUUCAAUUAAACUUCUUUGCAGUGUUGGUAAAACUUCUAAUCAUGCUUGUUGUAAAAUAGCAAAUAAAGUAAAUUGAUAAAAAUUUUUGUUGAGUUACAGUAAUUACUAAAUUCCAUUAGUAAAACAAAUUUGUUUUGAAUUAUUUAGGUAUACUUAAUGUUAUUAGACAAAAGUGAUGUAUCACAUAUAGAAAUUGGUAGAAUCAUAGAAGCGAUGGGUUUAAUUACAAAUAUGUGCUUACAAAUGUCCAUUGACUUAUCAUGUAAGCAAUCAAAUAUGCUUGAUUGAAAUCUUAACUGGUUAUUAUUUAAAAAAAAAUAUAUCUAAUUAUUUUAAUUAUUAGCUAUACCUGGUCUAGAAACAAAGUGGGAAGAAAUAUGCUGUUAUUUUUUACUUUAUGCCCAAAACGAUUUACCAGAAGUGAAAAUAUCUUCCCUGAAAGCAUUAAGAAUAUCAACUAAAAUACUUACAAAAUCUCAGCGUGAUAAUUACUACUGCAUUAUAAGUACAUUAAUUGCAUCUAAUAUAACAGAUCAUAUUCGACAGGAAACAUUAUUGUGUUUCAAAGAGGCAGCCAAAUUGUAUAAAGAAGAAAUUAUAGAAGUUAUAGAUUCAAAUAUAAAAGUUUUAAAUGGUAAGAAAUUAUACAAAUAAAACAUUGAUAAAUAUUUUUACUUAAAAAUUAUUAAAAUAAUAUGAUAAACAACCAUUUUAGAUUCUAAUGAUAUUGAUUUAAAAUCUAAAUGGUUAAAUGCUUUAUGUUGUUUGGGGAAUGAAGAAUAUUUUUUUUCAUUAAUCAAUAAUAAUCUAUGUGCUAAUUUAUGUGAAAAAGAAAAAGAAACUCAGAUAACUCUAAAAUGUUUAAGGUGAAUAUCACAAACAAUACAUAUUUAUUUUGGUUAUUAUUUUUCUCAUAACUAAUGUUUCAGGGAUCUUGUUAAAAAUACUGAUAAUACUAAAUUGUUAAAUCAUUUUGCUUUGGAUGGUGGUCUCUUAAACUUCAUUUUAACAACUUGGAUUAAUGGCAUAAAGGACUGUGCCAAUUAUGAAGUAUUUCGAAAUGAAAUUAUUUUAGAAGAUGUAUCGUUUGUUAUUAAUUCUGUUAUAAAAAGUAUUGAUAACAGGUAAUUUUUUUUUUAAACUUUAAACUAACUUACAAUUAUUUAUUAUUUUUAUACUAAUAAAUUUCCAUAAAAAGUAUGCUCACAUCAAAUUUUAAUAAGGACUGUACUUAUUUUUCAUGAAAUGUUUUUAAUAUAAAACUUAAAUUAAAUUAUAAGUAUAUCUUCAAAGUACACACUUGCAAAAUUAUAGUUGUUGGACUCUUUUAUAUUCUAAGGAAUGUGAGAAACGUAUUAGUUUUACUAGAUUUUUUUUGUUGUCUGUUUUCGACCAUAAGUCUUGUUCCAACCAUCAACUUCUAGGGUGACUUCUGUUAUAAAUGAAGACAAUAAAUGGUUUAUUAUAGAUGUGAAUAAUUCUUAAUAAAAAAGGAAACCCCCAUAAAACUGAAAAUAUUUCACUUAAAUAAAAUUUCAUAUAAUAUUUUAUUUUAAUAGUUAAAUGAAAAAUACUAUUAUAGACCUACAAUUAUCACCAUUAUUACAAAGAAAAAUUUGUCUUAAUGAGGAAUUUUUUUAGGUAUUUAAGCUAUUGACAUUUUCUUGGUUUAUGUGGAUAAAAUUGUAGAGCAAAACAGAAAUUCUUGAAAAUAUAAUAGAAAGUUGAACAUAAUGUAGUAAAUUUUUUGUUAAAAUCUUAUAAUACCAUGUUUAAUAGAACUUAGCUCAGAAUUGUAUUUCAUCAGCAAUGAUUCUUAAUAAAUCAUUAAUGAUUUUGACUUUUAAUCUUAUUAAUUUUAUAAUUAACACACAUAGUGUACAUAAAAAAAGUCUUUGUAUUCCUUAUCAAAUUAAAAACAUGUUUUGCUCUCCUAUAAAUAUUUUAAUAUCUACAUGUAAAGUUAUAGCUAAUGAAAUUUAAUUUACUAAAAUGAUUUGCUUGUUAAUCAUAUUAUUAUGAAUCAUAUUAUGUAUGAAAUUAUGUAAUGUUAUUUUCUAUUUGUAUUAUCUUGUUACUCGUGUUGUAGGUAGGUAGGUAGGUGAGUGUUGGAUAGUAGACAGAAAUAUAAAACAGAGAAUGAGUGUAUCAGAGAUUAGAAUGCUUAGGUAAAUUAAUGGGAUGUCAAAACAUAAGUGUACCUUUAAUAGUAGAAAAAUUAAAGAAAAUAGACUGAGAUAGUUUUGGCAGGUUAUGAGGAAUCAAAAGUAGUCAUGAUGGUAAUACAAAUAAAUCUAGGAGGAAAAAGGAAGUGGAAGCUCAGUAAAAAUUGGUUUGGAUGCAAUUGUGAAUAAUAUGGAGACACUCAAAGAUAGUGUAUAAUGGGCCCAACAUAGGAAUAGGACUUUGAAGAAAAAUGUUUUUGAAAUAAAACAAAUUCCAACUUGAGUUUAUAAAUAAUUAAUAUUUUCCACACAAAAAUCUAUAAGUCUAAUAAAAAAAUUCACAAAAAUAAUACAAGUCUAAAUAAUUCAAUUCACAAACAUCAAAAAAUAUUCUAAGUACAAUUUAAUUUCACACACAAAAUUAUUACAAGUACAAAAAUAAUUCAUAAAACAGAGUGACUUAAAGUUGCUUACAUUUGAUCGUCAUAGACUCUUCUGAUUAGAUUAUGAUUCGGGCGGCAUCAUAUAUGCUCCGAGGGACCUCCGCAACCUGUUGUUUAUUGUGUGGCUAUCUACAUUAUUUCAUUUAUUGUACAUUUUUUAUAUUAUUUUAUAUGUUAUCGCUAAUGUUUUAUGUUAUGCACAAUUUGCAGUUGUAAAAGGGUACAUUUUACUAUUGCUUCGGUUCGCCCUCAUUUGGUGCUGGUUGAAAGGUUAAUAAAUUGCAUAGGCCUAGCUUUGGGAUGUGUUCUUCUCUUGUGGAAUGGUCAACCUUUUUCGAAUAAUUCGGCAUGCACUCAAUUGAACCCGACAUUUACUACGGGUUCACGUGAGUAUACUUAUAGUAGCAUGUGGGUCCGUAACAAGUGUAUACAAUGUAAGAUAUCAAGUGGCCCCAAAUAGCUGGGAUGAAGGCAAAGGAUGAGGAGUAGUUAUUUUACUACUUUUCUGUUAAAUGUUAAGAUAGGUAAAAAUAUUGUGAUUUAUUAGGAAUAUUGGUGGGUGGAUACUGGAUAGAUUAUAGGCAAGGCGGAUUAAAGGGUGGUCCAGGGGCCAUAUCUCUGGGACCCACGUAUGUAAAGGACCCAUAGUCUUUGUAGCUUAAAAUUACAUCUAGUAGUAAUUUGUACUUUUUAUAGUGCCCAAGAAUUUUAUAAUUUUUUUCUUGUUUGAACUAACAGGCCUGUCCAAACAACCCGCCUACCAUGUUUACCACUACGAGUAUGAUGGGGCCACAUGGCUAGGUUUUUGUAUGUAGGAAAUAGAAAAUAGGAAUAUAUUUUGUUAUCACUGUAUUUAAUAAUAGGAUUAUUGGGAAAAUACGUUUAUGGGAGUAUGUAACUAUUGUGGGUAUUCAAAACUUAGAUUCCUUCUGAUUACAACAGUCUGCUGUCUAUACUCUAUACUGCAUUAUUAGUUGUUGCUAAUUGUGCCGCAGGAGCAUUUUCGAAAUUAGCCAUAGUUAAAAAUAAAAAGGUCUGACAUGCUUCGCACAUGGGUGUAGUCACUGUUGUAGGUGGGAAUUUAGAAUACAGACGGGAAUUUAAAGUAUAUUUGUAAGCAAUGAUAAAUCAUUGCUAACGAAAAAACGAUUCUGAGCGGAGUUCAGUUGCUUUGUCAAUAAUACAAUGUAUAGUAUAUAUCAUAUUAUGUUAAAGUGAUGUGCAUUUCCAUGACAACAAUGAUUGUUGAAAUAAGAUUAAAAUAAUGAAACUUAAUAAUAACAAAAAAUAAUGCCAACCUUAUUUUUAAUAUUUUAAUCUUUUUUAACUUAAAGAUUGAAGUUUUUCUAAUUUUUUUCGAUUAUUAAUGAGAGUUUAAUAAAAAUGACUUCUCUAAAGUAAACCUUUCUUUCAGAAAAAGUGUUAUACUUGAUAAUUAGAGUAGAAAGUGUUCAAAUAAAAAAAAGUAAAUAAAAAUCAUUGUAAAACCAUAUUACUUGCUUCACUCUCUUCACUUCAUCAAAAAUAGAUCUUCACAAACUCAAGAUAAUUUAUCAUCAUUAAUGAUAUUUUACAAAAUUUAAGCUUUGAUAAAACUUUAGAAGCAUUUGUUACACAAAAAGCAAAAAAAAAAAAGACUUUUACCUAAAAUACAUACUUAAUUUUAUUUGUAGAUAUAAUAAAAAAUAAUAUGUUUUUAAUAUUUUUAUUAUACUUAAUUAAAGUUUUAAAUUUGUUUAAUUAUACAUUUUUAUUAUUUUAAAAAGUUGUUUUCAUUGGUGGGUGCUCACAACUAUGUAUUGGCCCCUGAAGGUCUAAAUCCAGGCUUAAUUUACGUUGCUUCCAGAUUAUUAUUUUUGGUUAGUUUUGCCAUAGCGCGCACCCAUCAGCAAUAUCAACUUUUUUAGUAGGUGAUUCUAUUUAUCAUAUUUAAAGUUAAAUUGUUUAUUAAUAUUUUACUUAUAAAAAGUAACAAUAGUUCCUCAUACAUAUAAUUAUGUUAAUACUGUUUUAUUUAUUUUAGUGAGCAGCUUCAAAUAGUUAAUCAAUAUAUCCAAUAUUUCAAUGAAAUUGUAAAUACAACAAUAAAUUACAAACAAUUAUCUGCAGUAAAACAAGACAUACAUUCAUACAUGGUAAUAAUUUAUAUUUUAUUCACUUAAACAAUCAAAUGUUAAUUAUUAAAUUGUUUUACUUUUAUCUAAGUAUCUGUAAUAUGUCCAACACAACACAAUAUUUUUGCUGAGUGAGAACACAGUGAAUUAUACAUUUGUAUAAUAUUAUUUAAAACUAAAUUAAAAAUAUCAUAUUUAAUAAUAAUAAUUAUACCAAAAUGUCAUAAUAAUCUAUGGAUUUUUGAAAAUUCAACUAUUUUUUUAUUUAACAAAUAUUUUAUUGAACCAAGCCUCUUAUUUUUAAACUAGAUUCACUCAGAAUAAUUUUUAGUUUAGAAUGUUUUAUUGAUACAUACUGCAUCAUUACCCUAUGGUAAUAUGUCAAUAUCCCAAUUUUCCACUUACACGUCUAUGGUGCAAAGUAUGUCUUAACCUUUUUCAAUAUAUUGUUUGAAUAUUAUUGACUUAUUUAAAAACUAUUCCUGUUUUAUUUAAAAUGUUACAGAUUAUUUUAUUAGAAAGUAUUUUAAAUUCAUUAAAUCAAAAUUUCAAACUUGAUAAUGUUAUUUUAUUAAUUGAAAAUAGCAUUCAAUUAUCAACAUAUUCUAAUAUUUCAAUAUGUAAUUUAUCGGCUUCACGAUUAACAGCAACAUUAAUCAAUAAAUAUAUUGACAGUAUGUUAUUAUAUACUAUUCUUUAUUAAUCAUUUUCAAUAUAUAUUUAUGUAAUAUAUAUAUUUGUAAAUUUUUCACAGGUGAAGACUACAAUGUUUUGGAUAAAUUGCAAAUAAAUUUAGUAAACAAUUUAAAUAUAAUAGACAACUCAUAUAAGAAAAAUGUAAUAAAUCAAAUAUCAUGGAUCACCAAGGCCUUAGCACUUAAAGGGCAUAAUAGAAUGCUGCAAUGGAUAGAUUGGGUAACAUAGAAAUAUUAUUUGAUAAUGUUGUACAUAAUUAAUAAUAUAUUUUAAGUUGAGGUAAUUGAUAUAAUAAAAUACAAUUGAUCAUUAGAUAUAAUUUGUAUCUAGGUAAUUUAGUAAUACAUUGUCUGCUUAGCAUAAGUUUUAACAAUUAAGAAACUCAUAAUUUUUAAAAAUAAUAGUUAUUUACUUGUUUAAUUUUCAGUCAAUACAAUUACUAGCAGACCCCAUGUAUGGAAAAACAAUGACAUUGUGUUUUAAAAUGUUGACACAAACAGAUAAUGGAUAUUUAAAUAAAGAGUGUUUUUGUUCAGUUAAGUAAGUACUAUACUAUGUGCAAAAAAUAAUGUUAGCACUCUUUUAUAUGUGUAUAAGUGUAGUAAAUAAAUAUGGUCGCAUAAUCUAUAUUAAUAAAAAAAAGUAUCUGUACUAACAGCCAAAUUUUUGCACUCAGAGAUCUUAAAUAUAUAUAUAUAUAGAAGUGGAUGAACUACACCUUGAAGCUGAAUUUCUGAAAUUCUACUCCCAAGGGUGGCUGACAGUUUUUGGUAUUUUUCAAAAUGGGUUAAUGUUUUUAUUCAAUACUAAACACGGGCAGUCAUAUGAGAUUAUUAUAAACUGAAUUACAAGGAAAAGCUAAAAAAAAAAAUUUUAAUCAUUGCAAAUAAUGUUUUAGGUUAUUAUACAGACAAAGGAUAUUUUGUUAUGUUAUUGAACCACUUAUUACCAAAUUUAACUCGAUGCCUGAACCAAUUAAAGAAAACUAUUUAAUUUGUAUUUUAUAUCAAAUGGAUGGUAAUUCCUAUGUGACACUUGCACCAUAUUUUUCCAAGGUAAUUUCAAGUUAUUUUCUUUUUUCAUAAUUAAGUAUUUAUUAUAUUAGUUUCUUUGUUUAUAAAUUAAUAUAAAAUAAGACUAAUUAUAAUCUUAUUAUUUAUUUUCUAACACUGCAGUAGCAUAUUCAGGAGAAUAGGAGGUUAUAUAAAAUCCCAAAAUUUGUUUGGCUGACUUUUAUAAUUGAUUUAUAUAUAUAUAUAUAUAUAUAUAUAUAUAUAUAUAUAUAUAUAUAUUUUAUACAGCACUUCUUGUUGUUUCAUUUUCUUGGAAAAUAAAUUCAACUAUUUUUUUCAUGUCAAGCCUACAGAGCUCUAUAUUUUGUGUCUCACUAAAGAAUAAUGCUGUCAGAAAAUUUUUUAAAUUUUCCAAAAAUUAAAUUAAUUUAUUUUUAGUUACCUGUAUAAUAAGUGUGAAUAAUACUAAAUUAUCUUUAUAAUACUUAUAUGCUCAAUUAGUUUAAUUGUUACAGAUAUUACCAGUGCUACUUCAACUUUUAUCUCCAGACCAAGUAUAUGUAUUACAGUCAUUACAAACUUUCCGCAAUCUUUUAGAAUCCAAGACUCCAAUUUUAGAAGAUCAUUUGCAGUCUUUUAUUCCAAAAUUACUAAAUAUAUCUCAAAGUUCAAAGUAUAUGAACAUACGAAUAGUAGCAUUACAAUGUUUAUACAAUUGCUGUGACUAUUCUUUAAUUAAACUAUUACCAUUAAAAAAACAAGUAACCAACAUUUUAACACUAGAUUAGUAGUUAUAUAUAUACAUAUAUAUUUAAUGACCUUUUUUAUUGUUUAUAUAGGUUAUUUUGGAACUAGGCAAAUGUUUAGAUGAUAAAAAACGAUUAGUUCGUAAAGAAGUGGUGAAAACAAAAUCUCGAUGGUUAGCUAUAGAUGUAUUGAAAGAUGAUGAUUAACAUGAACAAUGAACAUCAUCUACUAAUGAAUAAUAAUCAUGUUACAUUAAUCAUUGUAUAUUAUAUUUCAUUGUAAAACAUUAUAAUUAUGAAUUUUCAAACUGAAGGUUCUUAAAAAUAAAUUCCUUGCUAUAGAUUAAAAUUUUUUUCUUUUAAUAUAUAACAAUUAGCUUUUAAUUAUUAAUAAAUAUACUUCAAAAUGCUGUGCAAUUUUUAAGAAACAAUAGAAAUAAAGAAAUUCACACAGUUAUUUGAUCAAAAAGCUGAAAAAAAAAAAUAACACUAUUAUUCUAUUGAAUUAUGUAAAAACUAUGUAUGAUAUUAAUAUUACCUGUAAGGAUAGCCAUGUGCUUUUGAUUUGAAUAUAGACAGAAUAACACUAAAUAGGAACACUAUUAAUGCUAAACCACCAACAGUCAUUAUUUUCCGUGUUUUUGAAUCGGUUUUUUUUGUAUAUGAAUCUGUCAUUAUCACAACUCCGAACACCAAUAUUAAAUCUAUAGCUACAUUCAGGAAAAUUUUUUCAAACA
Molecule: messenger RNA, 11141 nt
Organism: Cinara cedri
Lineage: Eukaryota; Metazoa; Arthropoda; Insecta; Hemiptera; Aphididae
Source: the annotation of a GenBank genome assembly